Molecule: messenger RNA, 600 nt
Organism: Orycteropus afer afer
Lineage: Eukaryota; Metazoa; Chordata; Mammalia; Tubulidentata; Orycteropodidae
Gene: DIRAS2
Product: DIRAS family GTPase 2
Exons: 1
Coding region: 1-600 (199 amino acids)
Biological process (GO): signal transduction
Cellular component (GO): plasma membrane
Molecular function (GO): GTPase activity; GDP binding; GTP binding
Source: RefSeq, a predicted model, not a curated record
AUGCCAGAACAAAGCAAUGAUUACCGGGUGGCUGUGUUUGGGGCAGGAGGUGUUGGCAAGAGCUCCCUGGUCUUGAGGUUUGUGAAAGGCACGUUUCGGGAGAGCUACAUCCCAACAGUGGAAGACACCUACCGGCAGGUCAUCAGCUGUGAUAAGAGCAUAUGCACACUGCAGAUCACUGACACAACCGGCAGCCACCAGUUCCCUGCUAUGCAGCGUCUGUCCAUCUCCAAAGGGCAUGCCUUCAUCCUGGUGUACUCCAUCACCAGCCGCCAGUCCCUGGAGGAGCUCAAACCCAUCUAUGAACAAAUCUGUGAGAUCAAAGGGGAUGUGGAGAGCAUUCCUAUCAUGCUGGUAGGGAAUAAGUGUGAUGAGAGCCCAAACCGUGAGGUAGAGAGCAGUGAGGCAGAAGAUUUGGCCCGGAAGUGGAAGUGUGCCUUCAUGGAAACCUCAGCCAAGCUCAACCACAACGUGAAAGAGCUCUUCCAGGAGCUGCUCAACCUGGAGAAGCGCAGGACCGUGAGCCUACAAAUUGACGGGAAAAAGAGCAAGCAGCAGAAAAGGAAAGAAAAGCUGAAAGGCAAAUGUGUGGUUAUGUGA